Messenger RNA from Phaeodactylum tricornutum CCAP 1055/1, 1665 nucleotides. RefSeq lists its product with no specific name. Bases 1 to 1665 code for a protein of 554 amino acids. Lineage: Eukaryota; Bacillariophyta; Bacillariophyceae; Surirellales; Neidiaceae. The record is from RefSeq and is a predicted model, not a curated record. The transcript has a single exon.
AUGAUAUUUGCUCAAGAAGCCGGUGACUCGACAGAAAUUGUCCGCGCCAUAUACGAAGCGUUGUCCACGUUGCCAGACGUGUCUCUGCUUUCCCAACCUGAAACAGACAAAGAGGAGGCCUCGCCACCAAGCAUCACUUUUCAACCAGAGAUAUGCAGAUCAACGUCGUCAAACCUGUCUAUCGGCAAACGAUACAAUGCACCUUGUGAGCAGCCGAGCCCUUUCGAAAUUUCUUUGUCUACUUUCCCUGCUUUCCUUUCUUUUGUGUUGGACUUUCUUGGAGAUCCGGUAGCGGUUUGUCGGUUCAAGAUGGUAAACCGUUUGUGUUUGAAAUACGUGGAUGAGCAUGAGCAUGUCCUUAUGAGAGACGCCGUCCGUCUUGGAGGCCUGCAGAUUAAUGUACGUCCGAGCUUCUGGUUAUGGGUUACGCUUGAAAAAGACAGCAGGGAAUCUUGCCAUAGGAAAGAGGACCCCGACGACAAUGUCAUAAUGGGAGCGCGAAACGAAUUGACGCUCCUAGAGCGGAAAGGCAGGGAAGGCAAGUGGAACAACGUGAUCCAUAGAGAUGUGUUACGGUCGUUUGGCAACUUACCUCCGCACAAAUCUGGGGCCCGCCUACGUACGGACUCGAUUGUCCGUGCGCUUGCAACUUGGGGCAGGAGUAGAAUACUGAAGAGUGGUAUUCGGGGAUCCGGCGACCCGCCGCCGCCUUCGCAUUCCUUUUAUGAAGAAGAUGAUGACGAUGUCAGUUUGGCUCCGACGGACACCGUUAGCGACUGGGGUGCCGUUUCCCCUGUCGGAAGCGUUACAGGCUCAUUCUGCAGCACACGACUAGACGGUCGUCAUACCAAAAAGUUCGAGAGACAAGCUGAAGCCCAGGAGCUCGCGCUUGGUGGAAGCGCACUGUCAGAUAUCGCAAAAGCUCGAUUACAGGAAAAGUUGAGCUUCAUUCUCCAUGUACUUGCAGCUACUUAUAGCAAUGUAGGAUAUUGCCAGGGAAUGGAUUAUGUUGCAGCUCAUCUUCUUCGAAUCCUGGAAGACACUAUUCGUUGGAAGGCUGUCACAGGAAACCUUCCUUCUGUAAUUCAAUUCGAGCCGUCAAGCAUGAUUGGUCACGACAAUCCCGAUCAAUCGCUAUCGGAUAUGUAUGCGGAAGUCGAUAAAAGUUCGGUGGUCGAAGAAACAUGUUUUCGAGUCAUGGAUUCGUUCUUUACUACGUACGGUCUUCGACAUUUCUACUGGCCAGAGUUGCGGUGUCUGAAGACGUGCUGCUUGGUCUUCGAGAAACUUGUCCAAAUCAAACUCCCAGUUCUUGCUGACCACUUCGAGCAUCACGAGCUGAACAUCGGACUGUUUGCAUUGGGAUGGUUUCAGACACUAUUUUUGUACUUGCCAUCUAUGCCUGCAGCAACUGUUUGUCACAUGUGGGACAUUUGGUUGGUUGAGAGGAACUUCAAAAUCUUCUUUAGAGUCGGCACUGCUAUUUUGUUUCUUUGCCAGCCUGUUCUUUUGAACAAUGAGCUCGAAGGUAUGAUGGGAUAUCUCAAUACUUUCCCUGAUGCUACACUGUUAAGCCCAGAUAUUCUCAUUGCAUGCGCAUUGCAAAUCAAAGUUACAAAUCGAAUGCUCACACAGAUUGAAUGCGACUUAUAUCAAAAGUUGUAA